Siniperca chuatsi (mandarin fish) is the source of this 3461-nucleotide messenger RNA. It is a transcript of the gene glyctk, whose product is annotated as glycerate kinase. The transcript has 5 exons. The record is from RefSeq and is a predicted model, not a curated record. The coding region runs from base 577 to 2199 and encodes 540 amino acids. NCBI's taxonomy places the organism in Eukaryota, Metazoa, Chordata, Actinopteri, Centrarchiformes, Sinipercidae. Gene Ontology annotation, molecular function: glycerate kinase activity. Gene Ontology annotation, cellular component: cytoplasm. Gene Ontology annotation, biological process: protein phosphorylation.
UGCUAAGUCAGCAGCCCGUGUGUUUUUGUUAAAUGCCAAGAGUGCAAACAUUUGCUCGGAUGGUGUAAAAGAUCGACGGUGACCAUGGUAAUGUACAAUUUUCUGGAAAAUGUAUUGAGAAAUGGUUAAUAGAUCAAAUAACUAGAUGGAGAUGUCUGUUUUUGGCUCACCUAAUACCUGAUAAAUCAAAGUACUUCGAAUUGGUGCAAAAGUCAUGUAAAAAUUCAAUAUUGCUAUAAGGCACUCAUGCUCAUUGAUAUACAACAAGCUCAAGCUGUCACACUUUUCUUUUGUUCUGUUGUAAUAUACUGCAUAUGGCACUGAAUAUGGGCAAAAACAUCAAAAAGACAGCUUUCCAACACUGAAUGACACAAAAACAACAACUACAGACUACUAGACAAAUGCAUAGCUGGGUGGUCAGUGGUUUGAUGUGUCCGGUGGCCCAUUCAAGUCAAUCAUUACACACAGGGUACACAACUCCAGUCAGUCUCUGGUCUGAUUUUUGCUACACUGCCUGACUGCUGAGCUGGAGCACACAUAACAGGCUUCCACAGGAAUCCACAGGCUUUAUAUCCCAUGUACAACCUUCACAGGCAAUUUCUACUCAGAUCCACUGACCUGUCCAUGGCCCGUGUUCUUUCCCUGUUCCGGCCUCAGCCUUUUCUGGCCCUCGUGGGCAGGAGAAAACCUACCUUGUGCAAAAUGUCAAUGGACUCACGGGCACGCGGGGUGUUUGCAGCUGCAGUGGAAGCUGUGCAGCCAGACACUGUGGUCCGGCAGGGUAUAGAGCGCAAGGAGGACUCAGUCAUUAUCGAUGGUCACAAAUUUACACUCAGACACAACCUGCACUUGGUGGGCUUUGGAAAAGCAGUACUGGGUAUGGCUGCCGAGGCAGAAAGGAUUAUGGGGGAUCACUUAGUGAAAGGAGUAAUAAGUGUGCCACAUGGGAUUCAGCAGACAUUACAGCAGCAUGGGAAACACCAUCUGUUGUUAAAAGAAAACAGCUGCAUCAAAGUAAUGGAGGGAGCUAAACACAACUUGCCUGACGCUGCUGCCCAGAAGGCAGCUGAAGGGAUCAAGCAGUUAGCCAGUGAACUGACGGAGAAAGACCUGCUACUUGUACUGAUUUCAGGUGGAGGCUCUGCGCUAUUACCUGCGCCCAUCAAACCAAUCUCGUUGCAAGAGAAACUAGAUGUUACCCGCAAACUUGCAGCUGCUGGUUCCACCAUUCAAGAGCUGAACACUGUGCGACGGGCCCUGUCUUUCUUAAAGGGUGGAGGGCUUGCACACUGUGCUCACCCUGCCCAGGUGGUUGCACUGAUAUUGUCCGAUGUAAUUGGGGACCCUCUGGACUUGAUAGCCAGCGGCCCCACAGUGCGGAGCGAGGUGUGGCCUGAAGAAGUUUUGUCAAUCCUUGAACGUUACAAGCUGUUGAACUCUCUACCAGCCUCAGUAAAGGAUGUCCUUGGGAGACCAAGUCCCUGGUGGAGGCAGAAUAAGGAUGAAUUUAAUACAUCAGGACAUGUUCUCAAUGCUGUGAUUGGCUCCAACAGCCUUGCCCUCAAGUGUGCUGGUCGCCGGGCUCGAGAGCUAGGUUUCCGCCCUGUUGUGCUGGCACCAGGAGUGUGUGGCGAUGUAAGGGCAGUCUCCAGACUUUACGGCCUCCUGGCCCGCUUCGCCUGUUCUCGAGAGGAACCUCCUCCAGAGAUUGCCGCUGAGGUGCUGAGGCUGGGGCCUGAAGUAGGAGUGGAGAGUUGGGACCUCUGCCGUACCAUGCAGGUCUUGGGUGAAGGGCGUACAGAAGGAUGGGGUGCCACGUGUCUGUUAGCUGGAGGUGAGCCCACUGUGGAGCUGACAGGCAAGGGUCGAGGUGGUCGAAACCAGGAACUGGCUCUGCAAGUGGGACUGGAGCUGAGAGGCCUGGAGCUCCCGCCUAAUGGUCCUGUCUUCCUGAGUGGGGGAACUGAUGGUCAGGAUGGACCCACUGAGGCAGCAGGAGCCAUCACUGAUGGGGGGUUGUAUGAAGAGGCACAAGCACAAGGGCUAGACAUCGACAACUUCCUCAAAAACAAUGAUUCUUACACUUUUUUUACACGUCUUUCUGCUGGCCAGCGCUUACUUGUACCUGGCCUAACCUGCACCAAUGUGAUGGAUGUGCACAUGCUACUUAUUCCACCAAUUCCCAUUAACAUAAGAUAAUUCCAAAGCACAUAAAAUAAAGUCCAGUGGAUCUGGAUAAAUAAAGUACUCUAUCUGUUUAUUGGACCUUUUUUUUCAACUCUACACAGACAUUUUUGGCCAAUGUCUGUGAAACUCUGUAAAUCUACAUGAAAGAAAGACUGGUAUUUCUAUAUUAAAUUUGAACAACCACAAAGUAUAAUAUAGGGUUGGAAUAAAAAUCAUAGUUUUGUUAUCAGAAUUAAGGUUUCAGCAGGGAACAAAAAAGCUUAUAGUGGACUUGCUGACUAUCUUUUUUAUAAGCCAACUCUAGCAAUUAGACAGUCAAUGACAUCAGUAUUUUCAAACACAACCAAUUUAAUAUCAGUCAAGCUACAUUUAGUUAAUUUGACAAGGACUAUGUACAUCAUUAAACAUUUGUGUAAAUGCACACUGCAGUACACUGUCUUGUACUACAGACUAGUCUUUACCAUUAUAACAGUAUUAUAACUUGUCAGUUGUAGUAGCUGAUUGCAUGGCUCAUACAAUGCACAUUUUUCAUGCUUUAUUAUUUUACAUUAAAUCACAGUGGAUUUACCUAAGCUUUUUGACACAUAUUACUACUACUAGUACUGAGCACAAAUAUAUAAAAAUAAUUAAUUGGGCACGUUCACCCUCCUCAAAUGAAGAGGCACUUUUGGCAGCAAUUACAGCCUGUUUUAGCUUUGCAUAUUUGAACUUUGCUUUUUUUUUUUUUUUUUUUUUACCCAUUCUUCUUUGCAAAGCUGCUCAAGUACUUUUGAUUAACCAGCUGUUGGUCCUUUCAGAUACAUAUUGUAAAAUCCUCUGUCACACCUCAAUUACACACAGGUGAUUUGUAUUCAAAUCAUGCACUUUAGGUGUGUCAUGAAAAGGGUGAAUGUGCUUGUGUAAUCAAUUAUUUUCUAUUCUGUUUGUACCUAACUUUGAUCAGUUUGUAGAGAUUUGUUUCACUUUCACACAGGAGUUUGCUGUGAGUCCAUGUUGAAAACAUGAAUGAAACAUGAAAACCUCACAGGGGGGUGAACACUUUAAACAGGCACUCUGUAUCUCCCAUUAAGUGCACACAAUGCUCCUUACAUGUUAUGAGAAACACAACACUGUAUUCCAGUAGAAGAUGUGCAUUAUUUAUGAAAUAGCAAUGAUAGAAAUAAAAAAACAUAUCCACUGAAAAUCUUCCUAAUCAUAACUCGGCACAUGUGCAUCAUUCACUUACUCCUGUUAAUGCAAGUCAGGAUUACCAUUAAAAAUAUCCAUCCACUUGA